AUGCCCGCCAGGGGACAGCUCACCUGGGGGACCAUGGGCGGGCCUGUGCUGGGCGCAGCUCCCGUCAACGAGACGGGGCCCGCGUCGUGCGCACCGAGCCCGAAUGCGUGGAACGCCUCCAUGGACGGGUCGGUCACUCCUGCCGGGGCGCCUGGCGCCGCGCAGCCGCUCCAGCUGGGCCCUCAGCGUUUCGACCUCAUCCCUGCUGCCGCGCAGGGAGCUCCACCAUUCUCGAACGCCACGGACGAGGUGAAGAACGUGACUAUCCGUGGCACGUGGUUCAACGGGAAGACGGUGCACAUCCGCCCCCACACUCGGGACCGGGCUGGGUCGAACCAGGUUGGGGGCGAGACUCUCACGAAUUUCUCGCUGCAGGUGUCCGAGCAGCAGGUGUCCAAGCAGCAGUGGAGGUCCUUCUCGCGCGAAGAGGCCGGCUCGCUCAUCAGCGAGGCCUCGACCGAGCAGGUCGUGGCCAGGUUCGUCAUGAGGGAGGAGUUUGGGGAGCGCCUGGAGGGCCAGGCGCUGGAGUUCCGCAUGGGCGAGGCUGCGGAGGCAACCAUUCUCAUCUCACAGGCCGCCCACCAGGCUCUGAACAUAGACAUGCGGCACAUAUCCAAGCUGGGCCAGGAUCGCAUAGGCGGGCUGCUGGGCACCGAGGCACACGACAAGGAUAUCGAGGAGGAUACGGUCGAGUGCAAGGCGGAGGCGGCCAAGAAACACAUGGUAGAGAAGAAGGCCGAGGAGCUCCUCAGCGAGAUGCUGGGGUCCUCCAGGCUGAAGGCCUCGUGGCUCUGACUGCCGGGCUGAGCCGGCUGAGUUGCGGACUUCCGACGGGGCGGGGCGGGCCUCCCCGGAAGGGAAGGAGCGGUCAGGGAUUUGGCAAACGUUUUCAGAGGACAGAGUGAAGGGUCGGAGUUCCCGAAAGCCACUGUCUUGACAGCGGGGGCCCAGCGGCGGCGGCCGCGCCCGCGCCCCAGCGCAGCGCGGCGGUCAACGCCUGGGCCGCGAGUCAGGCGGCGACUGCCAUGGUUGUGGCGCGCCCGAAGGGGCCGAAGAGGGGGAAGCUGGACGCGGUGCCGACGCAAAAUGGCUUGAGCGCGCGCGCGCGCCCUCCUUACCCUUUUUAACCCUACGUUCGGAGCUGUCGCACUGAACUGCCAGCUCUAGUGCGACACCCCCGCAGGGCGGACAUUCUCCCACCCCGCGAGGCUUCAACGCCAGAGCGACCGCCGCUGGCUGCUCGACAUUGGCGACCAGCGCGAACACCAGCAUGUAAUAUGCACCGUGGAGGAAAACAUGGUAGACACAACAUGAUGUGCAGGUUCUUCUCGGCACGCGUGACUCGCAACGAGGUUCAGAAACAGCGAAUGUGCUGGUGGCCUGUUGGCUGAAGUUCCAGGAUUGGAAGCCAUUUGCAGUUCUUUGCCGGCCGGCGUCGCUUGCAGGUUUGUGACGGCCGCUACCAGCAUAGCACGUUCAAAAUUUGCGGGUCUGACACUUAGUGGGCGUUGUGAAAACGGGGGGUGUUCCGAGUGAAACCGUC
Prorocentrum cordatum is the source of this 1543-nucleotide messenger RNA. NCBI's taxonomy places the organism in Eukaryota, Dinophyceae, Prorocentrales, Prorocentraceae. The record is from the annotation of a GenBank genome assembly.